AGAAAAACAAAACGCUAGCGUUGUUGUUUUAUUGCAAAUGCAUCACUUUGUUAGCUACUGACGAAAUAAACGCAAAUACAAUUAGUGUGUGUGGGCAGACAGCGAGAGAGGCCAAGAGAGAGCUAAUCGAGCGCUCUGAGACGACGCGCUGGAGCUGUGCUAAGUUAAUCUAAUCUGGUCUGAGGCUGGCGUGCCAAAUUAGUUACGUUUAGCCGGUGUCAACAGUCAAUCAGUCAGCCGCUGCCCAAAGACUUCACAAGACGUUUGUUUGCGUUUUUGUUUAUUAAAAAAUAAGAAAAUGGUGGCACAAUCAAAGCUAGGCCAGGUGUUUAACCAUCAGAACUGGGUGCAUGCCGUCUCCGGCGCAGCAGGCGGCUGCAUUGCUAUGAGCACUUUCUACCCACUGGACACGGUGCGUUCGCGCUUACAACUUGAAGAAAGCGGCGAGGUGCGCAGCACCAAACAGGUUAUUAAGGAGAUUGUGCUGGGCGAGGGAUUCCAGUCACUGUACCGUGGUCUGGCACCUGUGCUACAGAGUCUAUGCAUUUCGAAUUUUGUCUACUUUUACACAUUCCAUGCGCUGAAGGCGGUAACCUCAAAUGGUUCGCGUGCCCAACAGAGCGCUCUUAAGGAUCUACUGCUGGGCAGUAUAGCUGGAAUUAUAAAUGUAUUCACUACCACUCCGUUUUGGGUGGUUAAUACUCGACUACGUAUGCGCAACGUAGCAGGCACCUCGGAUGAGGUCAACAAGCACUACAAGAGUCUAUUCCAGGGUCUCAGGUAUGUGGCCAAGACAGAAGGCGUAGCCGGACUUUGGUCUGGAACCAUACCCUCCCUAAUGCUCGUCUCGAAUCCGGCGCUGCAGUUCAUGAUGUACGAACUGCUUAAACGCAAUAUUCAAAUCUUCACGGGCAAUGAAGUUGGAAGCUUGGGCUACUUUCUAAUUGGUGCUAUAGCCAAAGCAUUUGCCACUGUGUUGACCUAUCCGUUGCAGCUGGUGCAGACUAAGCAGCGUCAUCGCACCAGACAAGCGGCCAAUGUGGCCUCCACCUCACAGCAGGCGGGAAAGCAACAGACGCCUAGCAUGUUCGAGCUUAUGGUUAGCAUACUGCAGCAUCAAGGCAUUGGCGGACUUUUCCGUGGUCUGGAGGCCAAAAUAUUGCAGACUGUGCUAACGGCUGCGCUCAUGUUCAUGGCAUACGAGAAAAUUGCCAGCUUUGUGAAACUGCUGCUCAAGCGCAAUGCCUAAUGCCCAAUUUGAUAUAGCUUAGCUGUAAAUUCCCAUGACAAUGCCCAGGAUAUGGUACACUCCAAAGUUAGCCAAUAAGCGUAAAUAUGAAUGGUAUUAAGAGUACACGAAUAA
Molecule: messenger RNA, 1363 nt
Organism: Drosophila busckii
Lineage: Eukaryota; Metazoa; Arthropoda; Insecta; Diptera; Drosophilidae
Gene: PMP34
Product: peroxisomal membrane protein PMP34
Exons: 3
Coding region: 299-1249 (316 amino acids)
Cellular component (GO): peroxisomal membrane
Molecular function (GO): NAD transmembrane transporter activity; AMP transmembrane transporter activity; ATP transmembrane transporter activity
Source: RefSeq, a predicted model, not a curated record